This is a messenger RNA of Aspergillus campestris IBT 28561, 1626 nucleotides long. RefSeq names its product MFS transporter. Gene Ontology annotation, cellular component: membrane. Gene Ontology annotation, molecular function: transmembrane transporter activity. The record is from RefSeq and is a predicted model, not a curated record. NCBI's taxonomy places the organism in Eukaryota, Fungi, Ascomycota, Eurotiomycetes, Eurotiales, Aspergillaceae. Gene Ontology annotation, biological process: transmembrane transport. The transcript has 3 exons. The coding region runs from base 1 to 1554 and encodes 517 amino acids.
AUGGAUCCUCCCACAGACCAGGAGGACAAACGGUCCAGCACCUACAGCGAACGACCCCAGCCCGGCGACGAAGAAGCCGCCAUCUCCCACCAACCCACCAAAGAAGAAGCUACCAAGGAGCGUGCCUCCCUCUACCACCUUGACCGCGGCAUCGUAGGCUGGGACGGUCAGGAUGACCCCGCCAAUCCGCAGAAUUUCUCCGACGCCAAGAAAUGGAGCCUCCUAGGGCUCAUCAGCGCCUUCACGUUCGUCUCGCCCUUGGCGUCGAGUAUGUUCUCGCCUGCGGCUGAAUACGUUGCCAUGGAUCUGGGAGUGAAAGAUCAGAUGUUGUUGUCGUUUAGUAUCAGUAUCUAUCUGCUGGGUUAUGCGUUCGGGCCCCUUCUCCUCGCCCCCCUGAGUGAAAUCUACGGCCGCCGCGUUGUCCUCUCAGCCUCCAACUGGUUCUUCGCCGUCUGGCAGAUCGGCUGCGCCCUAGCGCCCAACAUGGCCAGCCUGAUCGUCUUCCGCCUUCUCGCCGGCAUCGGCGGAUCCGCCUGCAUCACGCUCGGCGCCGGUGUCAUAGCCGAUAUGUUUCCCGUCGAGAAGCGCGGCGCCGCCACCUCCAUCUGGGGCGUGGGGCCCCUGCUCGGGCCCGUCGUGGGCCCCAUCGCCGGCGGCUUCCUCGGCGAGGCCGUCGGCUGGCGGUGGAUCUUCUGGGUGAUUCUCAUCGCCGGCGGCGUGACGCAGGCGGCCAUCGAGGUUCUCAACCGCGAGACGUACGCGUCGGUGCUCAUCCGGUGGAAGACGCAGCGACUGAGCCGCGAGCUGGGGCGGACAGACCUCCGCAGCGCGUACGAGCUCGAUCGCGAUGAGUCCGCCCCGCCGGGCCGGGUCCUCUGGCAGGGUCUAAAGCGCCCGAUGUUGCUGCUGUUCAAGUCGCCGAUCGUGCUCCUGCUAUCGACGUACAUGGCGCUCGUCUACGGGCUGCUGUACCUCUUCUUCACGACCAUUCCCUCCGUCUUCCGUCUCCGGUACGGCUUCUCAGCGGGCCUGGCGGGCCUGGCAUACCUGGGGAUUGGAAUCGGGUUCAUGGUCGGCCUCGGCACAGUGGCGAUCACUAGCGACCGCCUGGUCGUGAAGCAGACGGCGCGCAACGGCGGCAAGUUCAACCCCGAGAUGCGUCUCCCCGCGAUGAUCAUCUUCGCCUGCAUCCUCCCCAUCAGCUUCUUCUGGUACGGCUGGACGGUCGAGAAACAUGUCCACUGGGCUGCUCCCAUCGUCGGCAUGUUCCCCUUCGGCGUCGGCAUGAUGGGCGUGUAUCUGCCUAUCCAGACUUACAUCAUCGACUCUUACCCCGGGUAUGCGGCGUCGGCUAACGCAGCGCUAACAACGACGCGAUCGCUCGUCGGCGCGCUGCUGCCGCUCGCGGGUCCGAGGAUGUUCGGCGAUCUUGGUAUCGGCUGGGGGAACUCGCUUUUGGGGUUCUUGGCGGUGGCGUUCAUUCCGAUUCCGAUUAUCUUUAUCCGGUAUGGAAAGGUUAUCCGCGAGAAGUUUCCGGUUGAUUUGAGUGGGUAGGCUGCUUGUUGCCUAGGAUAGAAAUAAUAUGGUGGAAGCAUAUAGACUUGUACAUAAUGUAAUAUCGCAUGC